Messenger RNA from Punica granatum (pomegranate), 1202 nucleotides. Lineage: Eukaryota; Viridiplantae; Streptophyta; Magnoliopsida; Myrtales; Lythraceae. The record is from RefSeq and is a predicted model, not a curated record.
CGCUCUGCUCUGAAGCCUCACAAGUCACAAACCUCCAUGAUUUCUGCUCCCAUGACUUCUCUCAUGGCGGUCCCCUUACCCCGGACAGCCCCUCUUGGCCGAACCAACGGGCAGCUCCCCCUCCUCCUCCGUGCCUUUCAUCGGCCAAGGCCCAGCCACGUCACCUGUGGCCUCCGAGGGACCGGCCGCCGGGGGCCGCUCUGGCGGUCGGACGUGCUGUCCACGGAGUCGAUACAGGCCGUACAGUCCCUGAAGCUGGCGAAGUCGACCCCGAGGCUGGGGCAGGUCCUGAGCGGGAGGCUGUCGAGGCUGCUGAAGGCGGAUCUUUUGAACGCUUUGUCCGAGUUGCAGCGGCAGAACGAGCUCGAUUUGGCCCUCAUGGUCUUCAAACACGUACAGAAAGAAGUGUGGUACGAACCAGAUCUAGAUUUAUACUGCGACAUGAUCCAUUUAUUGGGGAGGAAUAAAAUGAUCGAAAGGGCGGAGGAUUUAUUUUCUGAGAUGAGGAGAUGUGGGCUGGAACCGGACACGCGGACGUAUACUGAGAUGAUCGGAGCGUAUUUUAAAGUGGGUAUGAUUGAGAAGGCAAUUGAAACGUAUGAGGUGAUGAAGGCAGAAGGGUGCACACCAGACCGAUUAACCCUCACCAUUCUGAUAAGGAACCUCGACAAUCAUGGAGAAGAAGCUCUUGCAGCAAAUGUGAAGAAAGAAUGUUAUGAAUACAUGGAUUCUCCGAGAAAGUUCCUUGAAGAAGCCCAGCGAAAAUAUCCAAAGAGAAAAUCGAUCAAUCUCGUCUGAAGACUUCAGCAAGAAUAUGCUCUCUAUUGUUCCGGCAGCUACAAGUUUUGCGAAGUCAAUAGACACCAUCACAGGUUCCAUAGAACCUUCACUUCAGUGGGGCAGAGUUCUUGAUAUCGCUGGUCCAAAUGCUUUAACCAUUUCUUGGUCAGUGACCUAGCCAAGAUGAAAGUCGUAGUUCUCCGAUGAAACUUCUGAGAAGUUGUUUAGAUCGAUUUUAUUUUCCAAAAUUUUUAGGAUACAUUCAGGAAAAAUGGGGAAGCUGAUUAUUUAUUGCUGUACAUAUUUCUGUGUGCAUAUUAGAUUGAAUACUUUAUGGCUUUUUGUUCACUAUGGACAUAGUAAAGUCACUAUACCUGGAAAGAAGCAGAAUGUGAUUCCUCGACUUUACGGUUUACACAUUA